Molecule: messenger RNA, 757 nt
Organism: Alnus glutinosa
Lineage: Eukaryota; Viridiplantae; Streptophyta; Magnoliopsida; Fagales; Betulaceae
Exons: 5
Coding region: 101-436 (111 amino acids)
Molecular function (GO): nucleic acid binding
Source: RefSeq, a predicted model, not a curated record
AGCUUUGACCGUCGCCGAUUAACUUCAUAGAGUUCAUACCAUAACUUGACAAUUUCCCCAGCCAACCCCUUGAAGACUAGGAAGAACAAAGGAGAGAGCCAUGGCCAUGGGAGAGGAAUCAUCCUCUUAUUCGUCUUAUUCUUCUUCUUCUUCAAAUAAUGCUUCUGCCAUAGACUCAUCCAACAUUGGUUUUCAGCUACUAAAGAAGAACGGUUGGAAAGAAGGUACCGGUCUUGGUGCUUCCGAGCAGGGUAGGUUGGAGCCUGUUCAAACAUAUUUAAAGAACAAUAAAUGUGGCCUGGGAGCAGAUAAAGUUAAAAAGACAGCCAAGAAGCCUUAUGACACUGCUGCAUCUAAUGAGAAAAAUGUCCUGUGUUUGCACAGUUUCAUGGGUUUGCUGUUUCGAACAACUAGGUGGCCUUCAGUUCAAAUAUAAGACCUAUUUUGCGAUGAUUUGCCUUCGAAGAAAUGCAAGACACUCUCAAAAAGGAUAAGGAAGAUGCAGGAGCAAGAAAAAUGGUUGCAAGAGAAGGAAUUUGAACGAGCGUUUUAUAGGGAGUUCUGGCCAGAUAAUGUUUGACCGAGGAAUUACACAAUUCCUAUCGUUACGACUUCCGCCCUGCUUUUCAUGUUUAAAGCCUGAUUUAGAGUUUGUACAGGAAUUUGUAUUGUUAAAGUCUCUUUGUACUAGUAUAAUUGUCAUUCAUGUACUACAAAGAAUUCAAUUAGUUGCCAAUUAAUGGAUGCUUGUGUAAUA